GACCAAUGCUUUUCUCCUUCCUCCUUAGUUCUGCCCUCUCGGCUUUCUGGUGACCUUACUGCUGUGGCCACUUAUGUCCGACCCUCCUUGCCUAGCCUGCGUUUUACCACAACUCCCUACGGGGUCCAACUCCAUCCUGGCCGCCCUUUCCCUAAAGAACUUUACUCUACGGAUCCCCAUCAGGGCCAAGUGACAUUCUCCGCGGAGGGAAACGCUCCUGGAAUUUAACUGCUCCCGAAGCCUAUCGCAGCCAGGCCGGCGCCUGCGCAGGGCGUUACCAUAGAGAAGCAGCCGCCUCUCUGCACCAAGCGCUUAACCUCAUUGGGGUGGAGGAGAAGGCGGCGGCCGUCGGUUCCGCAGCAGCAAUAGGAGCGGCUAAUACGGCCAAUGGACUGCUGAAUUAUGAAGUGUUUCAGACCCAGGAGUAGAACAUCACUCUGCCACUCACUCCUUUAUCUCCUACUAGUUAUUUAAAUUGGACUUUUAAUAUCCUACCAGCUGCUCUUCAGACACACAUGGUGCAUUGUUGCCAUUCCCCGGAUUGCAUCUUUGAAGCACAGGCUCUUAGUAACCUUCGGCAAACACAGAGGCAACCUCCGGGGGCCACCGACUGGGAGGGUGUCACCCUGACCGCCCUCUAGCUUGGGCUGGCUUGAAUUGGAAUUCCACCAUGGAGCCUCGCAUGGAGGCCUGCCUGGCACAGGUGCUGCAGAAGGAUGUGGGAAAGCGGCUGCAGGUUGGCCAAGAACUUAUAGACUACUUCUCAGACAAACAGAAGUCUGCUGACCUUGAGCAUGAUCAGACCAUGUUAGACAAACUGGUGGACGGACUCGCUACCUCUUGGGUGAACUCUAGCAAUUACAAGGUGGCUCUUCUGGGCAUGGACAUCCUGUCCGCGCUGGUCACCCGGCUGCAGGAUCGCUUCAAGGCGCAGAUCGGCACAGUGCUGCCAAGUUUAAUAGACAGACUGGGAGAUGCUAAAGACUCCGUGAGGGAGCAAGACCAGACUCUGCUGCUAAAGAUCAUGGAUCAGGCUGCUAAUCCCCAGUACGUGUGGGACCGGAUGCUGGGAGGCUUCAAGCACAAGAAUUUCCGCACCCGGGAGGGCACAUGUCUCUGCCUUGUCGCCACACUCAAUGCCUCUGGAGCACAUACGUUAACACUAAGCAAGAUCGUGCCACAUAUAUGUAACCUACUUGGAGAUCCAAACAGCCAGGUUCGAGAUGCAGCAAUAAACAGCUUAGUGGAAAUUUACAGACAUGUAGGAGAACGCGUGAGGGCAGAUCUCAGUAAGAAAGGAUUGCCACAGUCCCGGUUGAAUGUAAUUUUUACAAAAUUUGAUGAAGUCCAAAAAUCUGGAAACAUGGUACAAUCUGCAAAUGAUAAAAAUUUUGAUGAUGAAGAUUCUGUGGAUGGUAAUAGACCUUCUUCUGCCAGUUCCACGUCAUCCAAGGCUCCACCAAGCUCUCGGAGAAACGUUGGAAUGGGGACCACCCGCAGGCUUGGUUCAUCCACAGUUGGAUCCAAAUCUUCAGCUGCAAAAGAGGGAGCUGGUGCUGUGGAUGAGGAGGAUUUCAUCAAAGCGUUUGAUGAUGUACCUGUAGUGCAGAUUUAUUCUAGCCGAGACCUGGAGGAAUCCAUAAACAAGAUUAGAGAAAUACUGUCUGAUGACAAGCAUGAUUGGGAGCAAAGAGUAAAUGCUCUAAAAAAGAUUAGAUCUCUACUUUUGGCUGGUGCUGCUGAGUAUGAUAACUUCUUCCAACAUUUGCGUCUUUUGGAUGGAGCCUUUAAGCUCUCUGCUAAGGACCUGCGGUCUCAGGUAGUGCGGGAGGCUUGUAUCACCUUGGGGCAUCUGUCAUCGGUUCUCGGGAAUAAGUUUGACCAUGGAGCUGAAGCCAUUAUGCCAACUAUCUUUAAUUUAAUUCCAAACAGUGCCAAAAUUAUGGCCACCUCUGGUGUCGUAGCUGUUAGGUUAAUCAUUCGGCACACACACAUCCCUAGGCUGAUACCUGUCAUAACAAGCAACUGUACCUCCAAGUCUGUCGCAGUUAGAAGGCGCUGUUUUGAAUUUUUAGAUUUACUCUUGCAAGAAUGGCAGACGCAUUCGCUGGAACGGCAUAUAUCAGUAUUAGCCGAGACAAUAAAGAAGGGGAUACACGAUGCCGACUCUGAGGCCAGGAUAGAAGCGAGGAAGUGUUACUGGGGUUUCCACAGUCACUUCAGCAGAGAAGCAGAGCACCUGUACCACACCUUGGAGUCCUCUUACCAGAAAGCACUGCAGUCCCACCUGAAGAACUCAGACAGCAUCGCGUCUCUGCCGCAGUCCGACCGCUCGUCUUCCAGCUCGCAGGAGAGUCUCAACCGUCCGCUCUCUGCCAAAAGAAGUCCCACGGGCAGUACCACCUCGAGAGCUUCCACAGUUAGCACCAAAUCCGUGUCAACGACUGGGUCCCUGCAGCGGUCUCGGAGUGACAUUGACGUGAACGCGGCCGCCAGUGCCAAAUCGAAAGUCACCUCGACUCCGGGCACCACGCCUUUCAGCUCCGCAGCGGCCUUGCCUCCAGGGUCCUACGCGUCCUUAGAGUCCAGACCCAUGAGGGAAGAUGCGGAGUCCGUAGGCCUUGACUCAGGUCGGAUCCGCACAAGACGGCAAAGCUCGGGGAGCGCCACCAACGUUGCCUCCACACCUUCCGACAGCCGGGGCCGCAGUCGAGCUAAAGUGGUGUCACAGUCUCAGCCUGGCAGCCGAUCAAGUUCCCCAGGGAAGUUGUUGGGCAGCGGUUACAGUGGCCUGGCUGGGAGUUCCUCAAGAGGCCCGCCUGUGACACCCUCUUCAGAAAAACGAAGCAAAAUUCCCAGGAGUCAGGGGUGUAGCCGGGAGACAAGUCCAAGCCGCAUAGGAUUAGCACGGAGCAGCCGUAUCCCUCGACCCAGCAUGAGUCAGGGGUGCAGCCGCGAUACCAGCCGUGAGAGCAGCCGGGAUACAAGCCCUGCGCGGGGCUUCCCUCCGCUCGCCUCUCGACGUCAUUCCAGGUCCACUAGUGCUCUGGCCACUGCUGACUCUGUUGGGCAGUCAGACCGAUUUGGGCUUGGCCAGGCAGGAAGAAUACCCGGUUCUGUGAAUGCCAUGCGGGUCUUGAGCACAAGCACAGAUCUGGAAGCCGCUGUUGCAGAUGCUCUGCUGUUAGGAGACUCCAGGAGCAAGAAGAAGCCUGUGCGGAGGCGCUAUGAGCCAUAUGGGAUGUACUCUGAUGACGAUGCCAACAGCGAUGCCUCGAGCGUGUGCUCUGAGCGCUCGUAUGGCUCUAGGAACGGCGGCAUCCCGCACUACCUGCGGCAGACAGAGGACGUGGCCGAGGUUCUCAACCACUGUGCCAGCUCCAACUGGUCAGAGAGGAAGGAAGGGCUCCUGGGCCUGCAGAACCUGCUCAAGAGCCAAAGAACGCUGAGUCGAGUGGAAUUGAAAAGGCUGUGUGAGAUUUUCACCCGGAUGUUUGCCGACCCUCACAGCAAGAUUGCUGAUUCAGAACCAGAAUGUGAGGAUAAAGGAGGAAAUUUGUUUCCAUCAGAAGGCUCUUGUACAAGAGUUUUCAGUAUGUUUUUGGAGACUCUUGUGGAUUUUAUAAUAAUUCAUAAGGACGACUUGCAAGAUUGGCUUUUUGUUCUUCUCACACAAUUACUUAAGAAAAUGGGAGCAGAUUUGCUCGGAUCUGUGCAAGCAAAAGUUCAGAAGGCCCUCGAUGUCACAAGGGACUCCUUUCCAUUUGAUCAACAAUUUAACAUUUUAAUGAGAUUUAUUGUGGAUCAAACGCAAACUCCUAACCUCAAGGUCAAGGUCGCAAUCCUGAAGUACAUUGAGUCUCUUGCAAGGCAGAUGGACCCUACGGAUUUUGUAAACUCCAGUGAGACAAGGCUUGCUGUUUCUCGAAUUAUAACCUGGACAACAGAACCAAAGAGUUCAGACGUGAGAAAGGCAGCACAAAUUGUGCUAAUCUCUCUGUUUGAAUUGAACACUCCUGAAUUUACCAUGUUACUUGGUGCCUUGCCAAAAACAUUCCAGGAUGGUGCCACCAAACUCCUGCACAACCACCUCAAGAAUUCCAGUAACACCAGUGUGGGCUCUCCGAGCAACACCAUUGGCCGGACUCCCUCCCGACACACCAGCAGCAGAACCAGCCCCCUGACCUCACCCACCAACUGUUCCCAUGGGGGCCUAUCUCCAAGCAUGCUGGACUAUGAUACAGAGAACCUGAACUCUGAAGAAAUCUAUAGUUCUUUGCGUGGAGUGACAGAAGCCAUUGAAAAGUUUAGUUUUCGAAGCCAAGAGGAUCUGAACGAGCCCAUUAAAAGAGAUGGCAGAAAGGACUGCGAGAUUGUGCCCCGAGACGGCGGUGUCGCCUCCCCUGCCACUGAGGGCCGGGGUGGCAGCGACGUGGUGGCAGGAGGUCGGACAGCUCUGGACAACAAGACUUCCCUGCUCAACACACAGCCCCCGAGAGCCUUCCCAGGGCCUCGGGCUCGGGACUAUAGCCCCUACCCCUACUGUGAUGCCAUCAGCGCCUACGACAAGACGGCACUGCAGGAGGCCGUGUUUGACGACGACAUGGAGCAGCUGCGAGAUGUGCCCAUUGACCACUCGGACCUGGUGGCAGACCUCCUGAAAGAGCUGUCCAACCACAAUGAGCGAGUGGAGGAGCGGAAAGGCGCCCUGCUGGAGCUGCUGAAGGUCACGCGGGAGGACAGCCUGGGCGUCUGGGAGGAGCACUUCAAGACCAUCCUGCUGCUGCUGCUGGAGACGCUCGGAGACAAAGACCAUUCCAUCCGAGCCCUGGCAUUGCGAGUCCUGAGGGAAAUUCUGAGAAACCAGCCAGCGAGAUUUAAAAACUAUGCGGAGCUGACCAUCAUGAAGACUCUGGAAGCUCACAAAGACUCACACAAGGAGGUGGUGAGGGCCGCGGAGGAGGCUGCGUCCACGCUGGCCAGUUCCAUCCACCCGGAGCAGUGCAUCAAAGUGCUGUGUCCCAUCAUCCAGACGGCCGACUACCCCAUCAACCUGGCCGCCAUCAAGAUGCAGACCAAAGUCGUGGAGAGGAUCGCCAAGGAGUCCUUGCUGCAGCUUCUCGCCGACAUCAUCCCGGGCCUGCUGCAGGGUUACGACAACACGGAGAGCAGUGUGCGCAAGGCCAGUGUGUUUUGCUUGGUGGCAAUUUAUUCCGUAAUCGGAGAAGAGUUGAAGCCUCACCUGGCACAGCUCACAGGGAGCAAGAUGAAGCUACUCAACUUAUAUAUAAAGAGGGCCCAGACCACGAACAGCAACAGCAGCUCCUCCUCCGACGUCUCCACACACAGCUAAUGGCAGCGCCAGUCUCUCUGUAGCCCUGGAAGCAAUCGGUGGUGCCUCUCAGAGACCUUGUCCCUUCCCCCUAUUGGCUGCCCAGUCAGUACCAGGAGGCCCGCAAAUAUUUAUUACAAUCAGUAUUUUGAUCCCUUCCAGCUUUUGUGUAGAAUCAUACUGGUAUUGAAUGUAAAGGAAGCAAGGCCUGUGUCACAUCUUCAUACAAAGCAAAACAAAAGAAAUACGAAAGAAGAGCCAUACUCCAAGCCGUCUCGUCCAGCCUGCUGAGCUCACAGAACCGUGCGUGGGGGGUGCCGUUGUUCACAGUCAGAGUUCCCUAGCCGAUGUGUGGUAGAAAGUAGCAUUUUCUCUUCAGUAAUAACAGAUUUGAGGAGGGUGUGUUAAUGUGUAUUUCUCUUUCUGAGACUGGCCCGUGUGGGACAAAGCUGACACCGUGAAAGGGUUUCGUAUGUUUUCAGCUGUAUUUUGUGAGUUACUAUGAAUAUGAAUCAAGUCUUGGCAAGAAAAUGGGAGGAGGCAAGCCUGAAGAUGGCCUUUUAUUGGACGGUGGCGUUUUGCUUAGAGUAAGUCCCUAGACUGGAGGCUGCCCGCCCACCCCGCUUGCCAGGCCCUCGGAAUACCCCCAAGCCCAGAGCUGCUGCAGGAGAGGCUGCUUCAAGGGUAGAUCCAAACGUAGCAAUCAAGGUGAAUUGAUGGCAUUGGUCAGUGUGUGCUUCAUGAAGCACUGAGGGUGCAGGCAGGUUGUUUGCCCUGCUGCUGAGAUCCAGGGGAACCUGCUUCUCCCGAACCCCUGGCUUGUGCUUCAGACUCAGUGCCAUCCGGUUUCCCUCCCCAGCCUUUGCUCCAUUCUCACAUGUUCUCAGUGAAUCUAUUCAGGUAAAUGGCAGCUCUGCCAUCGCAAUUUUGUGUUUAAUUUGGGAUUGGGAGCAAAGAAAAGUCUAGAGAGAGCAGAACCAUUUUUAAAAAUGCGAUGGACUGAAGUACUUCCUUGAUCAUCUGUUUGAAACAGUCUUUUGUUUAAGGGGGAAAAAAUUGUGUGUAGCAAAUGGCAGGAAAACAGAAUUUGAAACACAAUUUUAGAGUCUAUUUCCUUUUCUUCAGUGAGGAAUGUACCCUUUUCAAGUUUUUUCUUGAGGAUUUCAUGGCCUCAAGAAAAGCAGCUGUAGAUUUAGAGUCUGGUUGGUUAAGUUUCGAGUAAAAAUUGGAAAUUCCUAAUGCGGUCAUGAAGACGUCUCUCACUGUUCUAUUUUAGAUCCUCUAAAUUGAGCUGAUAGUCCGUCUUUCCAUGUGGAGGUUGAUCCAAUUCAUUUUCCUGUGCCUGUUCUUGUCAGUGAGGCAUUCAUGGCUCAGGUGCAGAGCCCGUGGCUGCCGCAUCCCGAGGCAAAGUCUGCGUGGUUCUCCCCAUGGAGCCACGCGGACCCUCCAGCCUUGCUGGUGGAACUUGGGGGAGACUCUGUAACAAAACAUGACUUGUUUUCGUUCAGAAUUUAUUUUAGGUAUUUUAUUUGGAAAUAGGCACUGACAAUGGAGGUCCAGGAACAGGGAGGCCAGGGUGCCUUCACUGCGUGUGUGUCUGUAUGUGUGUAGGGUGGGUCUUGUACCUGUCGCACUACCCCACUGCUGCUGUGAGGGAACUUCAAGGGUGUGUUUUAAGUGGUUGAACAUUAUCGAUUUCUUUUUGGCUCAGAACAGAGCGGGACCAGGCCUUACUUCCAUUGAUAACGACCGUUUGUCUGUUUAUCUGUCACUAAUGGGAUUUCCUUUUCACACUCUACAGAUGAGUCAGUGUCUUUUGAUGACUCCUCUGUUGCAGAAACUGGCUUCCUGCUGGGUUAUUUAUGAGUUCCUUCUUGCUGGGCGCCUUAGAAAGGCCCUUCUCCUUGGGUUCCUGGGUGCCCAAGUCCUCCCAGUGCUCACAAAGGGCUUGCCUUUCCCGGCACCUGUUCAACCUGGAUCUCCCGGCAAGGGCAGCCACCACCCGGGUCCCUGGGCCUCUGAGGACACCUGCACGCCGCCACCUCCUGGGGAGGGGCCGCUCCCUCCGGACAAUACCCUGCCUUGCCACCGACUCCCUGCAGGCCUCCUGUUUGGAUGAACAACAGAAUACAGCGCCCAGAAUCCUGCCUCCCCCUUUCACCUGACCGUUCAGACCCCGACAAGCCCACUGACACAGCUGGGGCCCCGCGGUCUGGCUCCUGCCCUCCCUGGCCACAGCCUCCCGGGACCAGGUGCUGCCCCGACUGCAAUGGGGUUGCCCUGGUUCCUCUCUAGACCUUUUUCUUUCCCUGCCGCUCGUUAUUUAUCAAGCCUAAGACGACACAUUAAAGAGCAGCAAAUAAGAACUUUGUAGAAUCCCACUGAGACUUUGCUCACAAUGAUAUUUGGAAACGAAAAAAAAAAAUGCUCUGAAAAAUAUCAGCCACCAAAAUAGUUUUGUCGGCACUGUGUCCACACGCAUGGUCCCCACACCCCCAGGUUGGGUUUUUGGUUUUUGUUUUUUUGGGGCUUUUCAUGUUACAUCCAUAUCUGUAUUUAUAUCUUAUUUGUUUCACUUUCAAGUGUAUCAUGGCAAAUGUACAGAUUUUUUUUUUUUUUUUGUUAAUAAUGUGCUAGGAUUUGCUAAAAAAGAAAACAAACAAAAAAAAACCCUUUUGAGUUUGCCCUAGAAUAAAUGAGACUUAAUUGAG
Molecule: messenger RNA, 8043 nt
Organism: Phacochoerus africanus (Common warthog)
Lineage: Eukaryota; Metazoa; Chordata; Mammalia; Artiodactyla; Suidae
Gene: CLASP1
Product: cytoplasmic linker associated protein 1
Exons: 43
Coding region: 671-5353 (1560 amino acids)
Biological process (GO): mitotic spindle assembly
Cellular component (GO): cytoplasmic microtubule; spindle microtubule; microtubule organizing center
Molecular function (GO): microtubule binding; kinetochore binding
Source: RefSeq, a predicted model, not a curated record